AUGGAAAUUUCUUCCUCAAAAAAUAAUUUCUCUUAUGCUGAUGCUAUUAAAUCUAAGCCAAAUAUUAACAAUACAUCAUCACCUUUCAAAGGAAAUACCAACAGAAACUUCAAUAAUUCUUCUAAUACAGUCGAUGCUAUUCACUCUUUAAUAGCCAGAAUAGAUGACAUUGAUAACAAACUUGUAUUUCUUUCAGAUGAAAUUAUUUCUAUUAAAAAUAAAGUUCUCCAACAACAUCAUAAUCAAGACGACAUUGACUACCAUCUUUCUAGACUUAAGAUAUUUACUCAGAUUCCUGAUGAUGAAAAUGAAGAACUAUUAAUGGACAUAGGUGACGAACAAAUCCAACAUAUACCUAAAAACACACUUACAAAUAAUAAACAACCUUUGAUAGCAGAUAAACCUAAAGAUACCGUUGAACAUAAACUUAGAAAUCUCAGAUCUGAACUUAAAUCAAUCUCAUUAGCAUUACGCCAAGCUUUACCUAUGACUAACUCAUCUCAAUGA
Messenger RNA from Funneliformis mosseae, 507 nucleotides. NCBI's taxonomy places the organism in Eukaryota, Fungi, Glomeromycota, Glomeromycetes, Glomerales, Glomeraceae. The record is from the annotation of a GenBank genome assembly.